AUGUGUCAGGGAAUGACUGAUUAAGCCACCAAAAAAAAAAAAAAAAAAACACCAUCUGCAAGAAGACCACUGACAAAAGGAGCUAUUUCUCAUAGUGACUCCAGCUCACCCACUCACAGAGUCCUCUCAAGCCUGGUUAUCAAAUCCGCUCAGUGACAUCAUGGACCACAGGACGGAAGUAAAAUACAAUAAAAAGAAGAUGGGGAGGUUUAGUGUCUGGUGAAGGGAAGAGAGUGUCAGGGAGAUUCUCAAAGACGAUGGAGAGAAACCGAGCGAUGAUCGUGGUCAUUCUGCUCAUUGCAGUUCCAGCAAAAGGUCACAUUCUGGACGUGUGUGCCACCUGCCACUCUAACGCCAAUUGUGACGACAAGUCAGAAGGCUCUGGCAAAGUUUGUAACUGCAAGUACGGCUUUGUUGGAAACGGGAGAACCUUCUGUCAAGAUAAAGAUGAGUGUCAGAUAGAUGCCAAUCAGAUCUGUGGGCAGCACACCACCUGCCAGAACACAUAUGGCAGCUACUACUGCACCUGCCUGGCUGGCUACAGCCCUUCUAACGACAUGGCCGUCUUCAUCCCAAAUGAUGGAACCCACUGCCAGGACAAUGACGAGUGCAGGAUCGCAGGCUCAUGUGGAGCUGGAGCUCAGUGCAGGAAUCUUGAGGGCAGUUUUGACUGCAGCUGCCAGCUGGGGUAUCAAGUCCACAACGGAGUGGAGCCCUUCCACCCUCCCAGAGACAAAGCUUCCUGCAAAGUGGUUGACUGUGGCCAGCCUGCCUCAGUGGAGGACACAGUGCUGCUGUCAGUCACAGGCACCACAUACAGCAGUGUGGCCACGUUUGUCUGUGAUGAAGGCUUUGUGUGGAGGAGUGGAGACAACAGCUCUGUGUGUGGAGCUGAUGGACUGUGGAAAGGACCCAACAUGGUCUGUGAAGAGGUUGACUGUGGCUCUCCCGCCGCCCUCCCUCACUCUCAUGUGCUGUGGAAUAAGAGUUCAAGGAUGGGCACCGAGGUGGUUUAUCAGUGUAACUCUGGAUAUCAUAAUGUUGGAAAGGGCAAUGUAUCCAUCUGUACUUCUGCUGGACAGUGGGAGAGACCGCCUGUGCUCUGUCAAGAGGCCAUGUGUGGAAGUCCUCCUGUGAUUGAAUCCACUGAGCAGGUGUGGGACAGUCAUUCAACCCUUGGCAGCACUGUGCUCUAUGUUUGUAAAGCGGGCUUUUAUUACAAAGGAGGACUCAAUAUAUCGAUGUGUAAUGAAAACGCUCAGUGGACACCCCCAACUCUGUUGUGUCAAGAGGUAUUGUGUGGGGAUCCUCCUACACUGCCUCACACUGGGCAAGUGUGGAAUGGCAGCUCCAGCCCUGGAAGCACAGUGACUUACUACUGUAAAAUAGGAUUUUAUCACCGUGAAGGAAAUAACAUGUCAUUGUGCUCAAUUAAUGGUUACUGGACAAAACCAAACAUCUCAUGCAAAGAAGUUGACUGUGGUGUGCCACCACCCAUCCCCCACUCAGUCAUGCUGUGGGAUAAAAUCUCCACUUUGGGCUCUCAGGUUGUUUAUCAGUGUAACUCUGGAUACCGCCGUGUUGGGGAGGGAAACGUAUCCGUUUGUACUGCAAGUGGAGAUUGGGAUGGAGCCUCUCUGCUCUGUCAAGAAAUCAGUUGUCAGGAGCCUGUUUUUAAACCUCGUGCUAAAAUGCUAUGGGACGGCACAUCACACAUUGGCACUGUGGUGCAUUACCAAUGUGAGGAAGGAUAUUACACCACGAGCCUGAGAAACUACUCAGUAUGUGGAGAGAAUGGACUGUGGGAGGACAAUGAUCUAUGGUGUGAAGAAAUAAGAUGUGGCCCCCCACUAACACUCCCCCAUACUAACCUCCGGUGGGAUGGCACCAGUAGACCGGGCAGCGUGGUGCUGUAUGAGUGCAUGGAUGGAUUUUACCAGAUGAGUGGAAACAAUAUUUCGACAUGUUUACUAUCAGGACAGUGGGGGGAAGUAUCUGUGAAGUGCAAAGCCAAAUGUGGCCCAAUUCCCUUGCUUGCCCAAACAGAGGUGAUGUGGCAUAACAGGAGCGUUGUGAUCUACCGCUGUGUGGAUGGAUACCACAGCUGGAGGGGCAGCUACGCCUCUGUGUGUGGCAGCUCUGGGGUGUGGCUGAGAGCUACACUGAGAUGCAUAGAAAUAAAGCCACCUGUCAAUCACCUAUCUGUCCUCAAUGAAAAAUGUCUGCAUUGGAGAGCGGAGAAGUAUGAGGAGGAUGAAGAAGUAUACAAGGUAACAUACAUAGGAUCCAGAGACUACGAGAGGUCCUUUCAUGAUAGAGGGAAGAGGUGUCUGAGCUCUAAGGCAGACCAGCUGGAACUGUGUCUGAACCUGCUUCCAGUCACAAACUACAGCAUCUCCAUCAGCGCACUGUCUUCCAGAUUCACUGCCACCAUCUCCACUAACACCAGUUUAACAGUGCCUCCAGCACCAGUUGUCUACUACAGAGAAUUUGAGACUCCUGUCCCAACGUUGAGGCUACGAAGAUCCCCCAACACGCUGGACCCAAUCAGUUUGUACCAGGUGUUUGUGCUUCCUGUCGAGGAGAUUAUGAUGUUUGACUGUUCCUCUCCUGUGAGCUCAGACAUCUCCAUCAAAAUAAAGUCCUCAACAGAGUACAUCACUGCCCAGAUUGAUGUCGGACAUGUCAGGACAGACAUGAACUUUACUGUAGGAGAUGGACUCUACUAUGGAGGCUUCUUUAAUGCACCACUGGAGAACGGCAGGAACUAUUAUAUCAUCUUACGAGCUGUCAGUCAGUGGAAAUCGGCUUUAAAAAGUUCCUGUGUCCUGUGGGCUAAAGUAAGAGGUACAUCGUAUGUUCUGAGGGUUUCAUCUCUGUCUGCUGCUGCAGCCAUAGGACUGGUCGUCUUGGUCAUUUUGGUUGGAUACAGUUUCAACUGGUUUUUCAAGAGGACAUAACCUCCUUAGUUGUCAGUAUGACUAAUUAAAUUAUGGUCUUGAGUUUUUGUUUUGUAAUUUUUUUUAAUAAAUAAAAAUGUUUUCACUUAA
Cyclopterus lumpus (lumpfish) is the source of this 3050-nucleotide messenger RNA. It is a transcript of the gene susd1, whose product is annotated as sushi domain containing 1. The transcript has 19 exons. Lineage: Eukaryota; Metazoa; Chordata; Actinopteri; Perciformes; Cyclopteridae. Gene Ontology annotation, molecular function: calcium ion binding. Bases 258 to 2960 code for a protein of 900 amino acids. The record is from RefSeq and is a predicted model, not a curated record.